UGAUGGGAACUUUUGGAUACAUGGCUCCUGAAUAUGCAUCAAGUGGCAAGUUGACUGAGAAAUCGGAUGUGUUUUCAUUUGGCGUUGUGCUUCUGGAGCUAAUAACUGGGCGCAAGCCUGUGGAUGUAUCUCAACCCUUGGGAGAGGAGAGUCUAGUGGAGUGGGCUCGACCUUUGCUUAAUCAGGCACUUGAUACCGAGGAAUUUGAAGGGUUAGCAGAUCCAAGGCUUGGAAAAAACUUUGUUGAUAGUGAAAUGUUUCGGAUGAUUGAGGUAGCUGCAGCUUGUGUGCGACAUUCAUCUGCAAAGAGACCACAGAUGGGGCAGGUUGUGAGAGCCUUCGACAGUAUGGCUACCUCAGAUCUAACAAAUGGUAUGAGAGUGGGUGAAAGUGAAAUAUUUAACUCGGCACAACAAUCCGCAGAAAUAAGAUUGUUUCACAGGAUGGCAUUUGGUAGUCAAGAUUACAGUACAGAGUUUUUUAGUAGCUGACUAGCUAAGGGAGGUCCUGGUCAUCAUUGGCAGAGAUUUGGGUCCAAAUUCAGAGAGUUUAUCCAGCUUAGGUUUGUAUCUAGGUUCAUUUUUGGCACAUAUAUAUACACACACACAUACAUGUUAUUCUUUACUGCAAUUUUUUCAUCCCCGUAAGUAAGCAG
This is a messenger RNA of Ilex paraguariensis (yerba mate), 655 nucleotides long. Lineage: Eukaryota; Viridiplantae; Streptophyta; Magnoliopsida; Aquifoliales; Aquifoliaceae. The record is from the annotation of a GenBank genome assembly.